AUGCAACUACCAUGGGCCGGCCGCGAGGGCCCUGGACAUGACUCCCUUCUACCAAUGUCCAAUAUCCCGUCCAUUACUGGGCUUGUGGGGGAUCUUACCGACUCUGGCGAUGGUGAUCGUCAACAGCGGCCAGGCCGCCAUGUCAGAACCACCUCUGCGCAUGCACGAAAUGUGGCCGACCAGUUCUCCUACAUGACCCCGAGCGAAGCGGCGGCGAACCUACGAACCUCCCUCACGCAUGGCCUUACACCAACCGAAGCUUUAACUAGACUAGGCGAUUAUGGACCAAACGAAAUUCCGCAUGAUCCUCCCGAACCAUUAUGGUUGCGCUUCGUCAAGCAGUUCCAGGAGCCCCUGAUCCUGCUCCUCCUCGUAUCGGCCGGAACCUCGCUACUCCUGGGUAAUAUGGAUGAUGCCGUCAGCAUCACAGUCGCCGUAACCAUCGUGGUCACUGUGGGUUUUGUGCAGGAAUAUAGAUCCGAGAAAUCUAUUGAGGCUCUCAACCACCUUGUCCCGAACCAUGCGCAUCUCGUUCGUGGUCAGAGCAAGGCACCCCCUGUUGGCAAGACUCCUACUUGGCCUCCGCGUCCCGAUGACGGAGAGCCGGCGCCUUCUCCCGGCUCUGUUACCCCCAUUAGCGAUAUACUAGAUGCCACUUCUUCCAAGGUUAUGGCUUCUCAGCUGGUUCCUGGCGAUCUUGUCCUCUUCACCACGGGUGAUCGCAUUCCUGCCGACAUCCGGGUUACCAAGGCUGCGGAUUUAACAAUUGAUGCUUCGAAUCUUACGGGAGAGACAGAGCCUGUAAGGAUUACAGUCGAUGCUCGUCGUCGUGGUAUUGGCUCCUACGCUUUCGACAAGGCACAACACCCACGACCCGGAUCGCUCGCUCCCGAUGAGCAUGCAGACUCUCACGGAGAUGGAAUUCAUAACAUUGCUUACAUGGGAACUUUGAUCAAGUCGGGACACGGCCAGGGUAUCGUCUUUGCAACUGGAGGACACACACACUUUGGCACUAUUGCGACCAGUGUGUCUGGUACUGAAAGCCCGCGCUCACCUCUUCAAUUGACCAUGGAUGAUCUCGGCUCGCAGCUAAGCAAAGCUUCAUUCUUGGUCAUUGGUCUCAUCUCGGUUGUCGGUUGGUUACAAGGAAAGAAUCUCCUUGAAAUUUUCACCAUUUCGAUCUCACUGGCUGUCGCUGCUAUCCCGGAAGGUCUACCAAUUAUUGUGACGGUUACCUUGGCUCUUGGAGUACAUCGCAUGGCUAGGCACAAUGCGAUCGUGCGAAGGAUGCCCAAGGUUGAAACACUGGGCUCUGUUAAUGUCGUCUGCACUGAUAAGACUGGAACUCUAACCACGAACCACAUGACGACCACUCGAAUGUGGUAUUUUGGAGCUCAGGAACCAGUUCAAGUUGAUUCUGAUAAUGAGGCUAUGGAUACCAACCCAGACCUCAACCAGGCUACUCUACGAGUCCUUCGCAUUGGAAAUAUCGCCAAUGAUGCGCGACUUGCUCAGAAGUAUACGGAACAUGGUCAAGCAGCCACGGCUGUGCUAUCUUCAACUCUUGGGCGAGAUCAAGUGUCCACCUAUACUCGUUGGGUUGGCCAGCCUACUGAUGUUGCGAUGUUGGAUCUUCUUGACCGCUUCAAGGAACACGACGUUCGAGAAUCCAUUGGCCCUCGAGUGAGUGAGACACCGUUCAGCUCCGAGCGAAAGUGGAUGGGAGUUACUAUUGGCUCGGAGACGAGAGGUGAUAAGGAGUAUGCCUACAUGAAGGGUUCUAUCGAAAAGGUUCUCGCCGCGUGCGACACAUAUCUCGAACAGGACGGAAGAGAGAUUGUUUUGGACUCGACUCGUCGCCAAGAAGCUCUCCAGGCCGCUGAAACCAUGGCUGUUCAAGGUCUACGAGUAUUGGCAUUUGCAAGCGGCACAGUCUCACGACCACUGAGGAACAGGUCAGCACCACGCAACACACCUGGUUUCGACAGGAGCGAGAGUCCUCUCUCUCACAACCCGGAUGAUAUCUAUAAGGGCCUCACAUUUGCUGGCCUGGUUGGCAUGCGUGAUCCUCCCCGACCCGGAGUUGGACGAUCCAUCAGGCGGCUGAUGCGGGGCGGUGUCAAGGUCAUCAUGAUCACUGGUGACGCCGAAACAACAGCCCUUGCCAUCGGCAAGCAGCUUGGUAUGAACAUUGCGGCUCCCAGCGGCCAUAUGGGUGGCCAGGGUACUGUCAAGUCUGUUCUCCGAGGUGAUGAAGUCGACAGGAUGUCCGAGGCGGAUCUUGCUCAGGCAAUGCAGCACACGACGAUUUUUGCGCGCACAAAUCCCGAUCACAAGCUAAAGAUCAUCAGGGCGCUUCAGUCCAGGGGCGAUAUUGUCGCCAUGACUGGAGACGGAGUGAACGAUGCACCUGCACUCAAGAAGGCCGAUAUCGGUAUCUCUAUGGGCCGUCACGGAACAGAUGUCGCCAAGGAGGCAGCGGAUAUGAUUCUGACAGACGAUGACUUUUCCACGAUCCUUCGUGCCAUCGAGGAGGGCAAGGGCAUCUUCAAUAACAUCCAAAACUUCUUGACCUUCCAGCUGAGCACAAGCGCCGCCAGUCUGGCUCUUGUGUUUAUCUGCACCUGCUUCGGCUUCAAGUCCCCCUUGAACGCCAUGCAGAUUCUCUGGAUCAACAUUAUCAUGGAUGGCCCUCCUGCUCAGUCUCUGGGUGUUGAGAGAGUAGACCCCGACGUCAUGACCAAACCUCCCCGAAGACGAGGAGACCCUGUUCUUACUCGCGCACUCAUCACACGCGUACUAACAUCGGCUGCCAUUAUCACCAUCGGAACAAUGCUCAUCUACCGGCGCGAAAUGGUGGCGGAUGGCCAAGUGACGCGACGAGACACGACCAUGACCUUUACUUGCUUCGUUUUCUUCGAUAUGUUCAACGCUCUCAGCUGCCGAUCCGAGUCCAAGUCGGUACUACGGGGUGAGGUUGGACUCUUUUCCAACAACCUGUUCAACUGGGCCGUCUCUCUCAGUAUCGCGGGCCAGUUGCUUGUCAUUUACUUCCCCUGGCUUCAAGAAACGUUCCAGACGGAAGCCCUCGGAUUCUUCGAUUUUAUACGACUAUUCAUUCUGUGCAGCACGGUGUUCUGGGCAGAUGAGGUGCGAAAAUAUCUUAGGUAUGGGAAACGGCGUUUUGGCAGCGGAUACAGCCAGGCGGUUUAA
Molecule: messenger RNA, 3213 nt
Organism: Fusarium vanettenii 77-13-4
Lineage: Eukaryota; Fungi; Ascomycota; Sordariomycetes; Hypocreales; Nectriaceae
Exons: 4
Coding region: 1-3213 (1070 amino acids)
Biological process (GO): intracellular calcium ion homeostasis; calcium ion transmembrane transport; manganese ion transport
Cellular component (GO): plasma membrane; endoplasmic reticulum; Golgi membrane
Molecular function (GO): P-type calcium transporter activity; ATP binding; ATP hydrolysis activity
Source: RefSeq, a predicted model, not a curated record